CAUUCGUCGCUACUAGAGGUGGCUACAGAGCGACUGACCCUGCUGUGUUGUCGUCGUCUUGAACGUAGUCGUGCGCCAGAUAGAACGAGGAAACCAUGUCGAUCCGCAACCUGACAACUGCAGUUAAUUUUUUAACUAAAAGGCUUAAGCCUCAGAAAAAUGGGCUGAUUGGCGCAGGAUGUCGAUCCAUGUCUUACUACCCGAUCGAUGAGACAAUUUUUGGACUCACCGAGGAACAACAGCAGUUACGUCAGACGGUGUUCAAUUUCGCUCAGAAAGAAUUGGCCCCCUUCGCUCAAGAGAUUGAUAAACAGAAUGAGUUCAAGGAUCUUCGCAACUUUUGGAAGAAGAUGGGUGAUCUCGGGCUACUUGGUCCCACGGUGAAAACGGAAUACGGAGGACUUGGUGGUACAUACCUUGACCAUUGUGUCAUCAACGAGGAACUUUCGCGUGCCUCCGGGUCCAUCGCUUUGUCAUACGGCGCUCACUCGAACCUGUGCGUGAACCAAAUUCACCGGAAUGGAACCGAGGAGCAGAAGCAAAAGUAUCUUCCAAAACUGUUGAACGGCGAACACAUUGGAGCAUUGGCAAUGUCUGAACCUGGAUCCGGUAGCGAUGUGGUUUCAAUGAAGACAAAAGCCGAAAAGAAGGGUGAUUACUACGUGUUGAAUGGGAACAAGUUCUGGAUUACGAAUGGUCCGGACGCUGACACUUACAUUAUCUACGCAAAAACUGACUUGAAUUCUAAGCCGACCCAUGGAAUUUCGGCGUUUAUCGUUGAACGCGACUUCCCAGGAUUUACCCGAGGCCCCAAAUUGGACAAGCUUGGUAUUCGAGGAAGUGGGACUUGUGAACUAAUCUUCGAAGACGUCAAGGUCCCGGCGAAAAAUAUGCUCGGUGCACUAAACAAGGGAGUGUAUGUCCUAAUGUCGGGAUUGGAUUACGAACGAUUAGUGUUGGCUGCUGGUCCGGUUGGAUUAAUGCAAGCGGCCUGCGAUGUAGCUUUUGAGUAUGCUCACACCCGGAAACAGUUCAACACUCGCAUCGGCGAGUUCCAGCUGCUUCAGGGUAAAUUAGCGGACAUGUAUACGACCAUGAAUGCCUGCCGUGCCUAUUUGUAUUCGGUGGCCAGGUCUUGUGAUAUGGGAAAAGCAAACCCAAAGGAUUGCGCCGGAGUCAUCCUGUACUGUGCGGAAAAGGCGACCCAACUUGGUCUGGAUGCGAUUCAGAUUUUGGGCGGAAACGGAUACAUUAACGAGUACCCAGCUGGACGUAUCAUGCGCGAUGCUAAGUUGUAUGAAAUUGGUGCCGGAACUUCGGAAAUUCGUCGAAUGAUCAUUGGACGUGCCUUGAAUAAUGAAUACAAGUAAACAGUGAGAUAUGACCGCAAAGAGGUUAAAAAUUUGGAUUCAUACCUCAGAUAUUCUACGUAUAACGUAGAUUGUAACGAAUGUGCAUUUAAUAAAGGCAGUGCUUUUAUAGUUUGUAAUAUACUAAGGAUGCAGGAUGCAAAUGUUAAUAAACACAAAAAUUUCAUUAUUUUACAACA
This is a messenger RNA of Armigeres subalbatus, 1549 nucleotides long. RefSeq names its product isovaleryl-CoA dehydrogenase, mitochondrial. Gene Ontology annotation, molecular function: flavin adenine dinucleotide binding; 3-methylbutanoyl-CoA dehydrogenase activity. The transcript is spliced from 3 exons. Gene Ontology annotation, cellular component: mitochondrion. Gene Ontology annotation, biological process: L-leucine catabolic process. Lineage: Eukaryota; Metazoa; Arthropoda; Insecta; Diptera; Culicidae. The record is from RefSeq and is a predicted model, not a curated record. The coding region runs from base 96 to 1370 and encodes 424 amino acids.